This is a messenger RNA of Rhopilema esculentum, 1082 nucleotides long. Its product is annotated as small ribosomal subunit protein mS22. The record is from RefSeq and is a predicted model, not a curated record. Gene Ontology annotation, cellular component: mitochondrial small ribosomal subunit. Lineage: Eukaryota; Metazoa; Cnidaria; Scyphozoa; Rhizostomeae; Rhizostomatidae. Gene Ontology annotation, molecular function: structural constituent of ribosome.
AUGGCGGUGCAUGUGAGAGCGAGCGAUCUGUUCUACAAGAUUGCCCAGAGCCUUAAAACAUGCAGAAAUUUCCGAUUCAUCUCAUCGGCAAAUUCAAUUCCUGAGAUGAUAAAAUCAAACUCUGAGAUGUUUUCUGGUGAAAUAGAUACAAAAUUUAGGGAUUCAAAAGUUCAAAAUUUGCUCACGCGACUAACAGAAAGGAGCCUCGAGCUUGACAAAGUUUUUAAACCACGACAGGAGACUCUCAAAGUUCCUACAUAUAAGUUGCUUUCAGAUGAAGAGCUCUGUGAGGAAGAGAAGAAUAUAAGAGAAAAAGCACUAAAACGAUUGCAGAUGCCUGAUGUCAAAUUUGAAAGGAAAGAAAUAGAUUUUGCUAUCCAAAAUGAUCCUGAAAUUGAAGGUCAUGACGAGUCUAAGUUUAUUUUCACAGAUAUCAGCACUAGCAAAAAUGAGAUGAAUAGGCGUAUUGUUGUCAGAGAACCAAAUGGCAUUCUCAGGGAAGCAACAUGGGAGGAAAGAGAAAGAAUGAAUUAUUUAUAUCUUCCUAAGAAAGGCCAAAGUUACCGGCUGCCACAAAUGCUUACUGAUCAGGAUCUUCCAGUUGUUUUUGAGCAACUACGUCACGCUGAUGUGCUUGAUUUGGUCAGCAUCCAGUGUCCUGAUGACUCUCCUGAUUAUUUAAGGGUUCACAGAAGAACGUACCACGACUUAGAAGAAAGAGAAGCCUACAGUUUGCUGGAGUCAACAAGGCAUUAUGGUGGGAUGGUUUAUUACUUUGUAACCCAAAAGCGAGCAAAGGCGCUAAUACUGCGGCUGGUGAGGGAAGAUCGCCUCGAUGACGCUGCUGAUGUUGUGAGGUUGCAUCACGUUUUGCAUCCUGACACUGAACACGCGAAGGAGCACGGUAGUGAUGAUGUUGACUCUCAUGACAUAGUAUUGGAAUAUGCACAAAAGGAAGGACUGAAAGAAAUGAUUGAUUUAUUAAAAAAUGAAGGUUUGAGCAAGGAACGAAUAGAGGUUUGAUGUAAAUAAAUGUAAAUGGUUAUUAUGAAAUUUGGCAGAGGAUAGAGAGCCAUGUUGAA